Solanum stenotomum is the source of this 1605-nucleotide messenger RNA. RefSeq lists its product as uncharacterized. NCBI's taxonomy places the organism in Eukaryota, Viridiplantae, Streptophyta, Magnoliopsida, Solanales, Solanaceae. Bases 1 to 1605 code for a protein of 534 amino acids. The record is from RefSeq and is a predicted model, not a curated record. The transcript has 3 exons.
AUGGUUGAAGAAGAUCCUCAAGAGUUCAUUGAUGAGGUGUAUAAGGUUUCGAUGGUCAUGGGAGUGACUUCAGUGGAAAAGUCGGAAUUGGCUGCUUAUCAACAUAGGGGUUUUGCUCAAGUUUGGUUCAACAAAUUGAUGGAAGAGAGAACGGUUGAUGCAGGUCCUUUUGAUAGGGAAAAAAUUAAGGUUGCUUUCCUCGAUAGAUCCACCGAUGAGUAUAUCCAUGGAGUUAAUGACUUUCUAGAUAAGGCAUUUGAACGAGCAUCCCAAGGAGAUGAAAUAUUAUGUCCUUGUAAGAAGUGCUUUAAUCGUUAUUGGCAUUGUCGAAAUGUGGUGGAGGAUCACUUGAUUUGUCAUGGGUUUGUUCAUGGAUACACCAAAUGGGUUUUCCAUGGAGAAGGGUUUUCCUCAAGAAAUACGCCACAUCCAACCAAUGAUGAUGAAACUUUCGACAGAGAAGACGGUAUUGAUAAACUACUUCAAGAUACUUUUAGAAAUGUAGCAGAUGACCUAAGGCAUGGAGGAGUAAGAGAGGGACUAUCUGAAGAUGCAAAGAGAUUCUUCAUAUUAGUGGAAGAAGGGAAACAAGAGUUGUAUCCGGGGCGUAAGAACUUUUCUAAGUUGAAUUUCACCAUUCGGUUAUACUUGUUUAAAUGUAUUCACAAGUUGAGUAAUGUAGCCUUUUCAGAUUUGUUAGACUUGAUAAAAGAGGCAUUUCCCUUUGCUCAGAUACCCGAGUCUUUCUACAAGGCAAAAAAGGUGAUAAAAGAUUUGGGUCUUCAUUAUAAAAAAAUUCAUGCAUGUACUAAUGACUGCAUGUUAUUCUGGAAUGACACUGCAAAGUUAGACAAGUGCUCAGUGUGUGGAUCUUCUAGAUGGAAGAAUGUUCGUGAUGACUUGACUAAUAAGGUCACUAAAAUUCCAGCAAAGGUUUUAAGACAUCCUGCCGAUGGGGAAGCUUGGAAGGAUUUUGAUUCCUUGCACCCUGACUUUGCUAGUGAUGCUCGUAAUGUUAGAUUGGGUCUUUCAAGCGAUGGUUUUAAUCCAUUCCAAACUAUGAGCAUUUCCCAUAGCACAUGGCCGGUUAUGUUGAUGAAUUAUAACUUACCACCAUGGAUUUGCAUGAAGUCGGAGUAUAUAAAGUUGUCAAUGAUUAUUCCAGGUCCAUCGUCUCCUGGAAAUGAUAUAGAUGUAUACUUACAAUCACUGAUUGCAGAGUUGAAGGAACUAUGGGAAGUGGGAGUGGAAACAUAUGAUGUUGUAACAAAUCAAACAUUUAUAAUGCGUGCAGCUUUAUUGUGGACAAUUAGUGAUUUUCCAGCAUUGGCAAUGCUUUCCGGAUGGAGUACCAAGGGGAAAUGGGCAUGCCCCACUUGUAAUCAUAAUACUUGUUCCCAAUAUCUCAAAUAUUGUCGUAAGAUGUGUUAUUUGGGUCAUCGAGCAUUUUUACCUCAUGAUCAUCCAUAUAGAAGAGAUAAAAAAUCCUUUAAUGGUAAAGAGGAGCAUAAAGUUGCACCUACUCCCUUAUCAGGCGUACCAGUUCUUGAAGAACUUCGUGAAUUCAAUAAUGUUUUUGGAAAGAGCCAAAAGAAAAGAAAAUGA